AGUGACGCCAUUCUUACGCGCCGAGCGUGGCCAGCCGUGGGGGAGAGCCGGGCAAGGGAUGCGAUGGGGCCGCUGGUGGUUCCGGCGCUGAGGCAGCGGCUUCCCUGGAUGAAGCCGUUCCAAAGGCUACAGGUCAUACUGCAACAUGUGAAUAUGUCCAGGCCUGCAGAUUCUUCAGCUGAGGUGUUGCUGGAAAAAAAGGGCUGCGCUGCCGUUAUAACCUUGAACAGGCCAAAGGUUCUCAACGUGUUGAACGUUUCCAUGAUUCGUCAGAUAUAUCCUCAGCUAAAGAAAUGGGAGCAGGAUCCUGAAAUCUUUCUAAUACUGAUAAAGGGAACUGGAGGCAAGGCGUUCUGUGCCGGCGGGGAUAUCAGAGUCAUUACAGAAGCCGGGAGAGCCGGAGACAGGCUGACGCAAGAUUUCUUCAGAGAAGAAUACAUCUUGAAUAAUGCUGUAGGAACCUGCCAGAAGCCUUACGUGGCCCUGAUUGACGGAAUUACGAUGAGGGGCGGCGUCGGUUUAUCUGUCCAUGGCCAUUUCCGAGUUGCCACAGAGAAGACUGUGUUUGCGAUGCCCGAGACCGCAAUAGGCCUUUUCCCCGAUGUAGGUGGAGGCUACUUCUUGCCCAGACUGCCGGGGAAGAUUGGAUAUUUUCUUGCCCUGACAGGGUUCAGGUUGAAAGGGAGAGAUGUUCAACGAGCAGGAAUCGCCACUCAUUUUAUAGAAGCAGAGAAGGUCGCCGCCCUCGAAAAAGACUUGACAGAGCUGAAGUCGCCCUCUAAGGGAAACGUUGCCGAUCUCCUGGAUUCCUAUCACAUGAAGUGCAAACUUGAUCAAGAAAAAGAGUUCAUACUGGGUGAGCAUAUGGACAAGAUUAACAGCCUGUUUUCAGCCCGCAGCGUGGAAGAACUUAUCCAGAAUUUGAAACGAGAUGGUUCUCCUUUUGCUCUCAGGCAACUAGAGACAAUUGCCAAAAUGUCCCCCACCUCCCUGAAGAUGACCCUCAGGCAACUUAGAGAAGGUGCUUCCUUGAGCCUGCAAGAUGUUCUCACCAUGGAGUACAGGCUGAGCCAAUCGUGCAUGAGAGGCCACGACUUCUAUGAAGGUGUGCGAGCAGUGAUCAUUGACAAAGACCAGUCCCCAAAGUGGAAGCCAGCUACCUUAGAAGAAGUAACAGAUGAAUUUUUGGACUCGUGUUUCCAGUCUCUUGGAAGCAGUGAUCUCCGGCUACAAUAGAUUUGGGCUAAUUCCAGGUUCCUUUAAGAAAAAGAAUGUUCACAAAUUCUGCCUUGGAGGAAAUAAAAUGCCUUGAGCCAA
Sphaerodactylus townsendi is the source of this 1317-nucleotide messenger RNA. It is a transcript of the gene HIBCH, whose product is annotated as 3-hydroxyisobutyryl-CoA hydrolase. The transcript is spliced from 14 exons. Gene Ontology annotation, biological process: L-valine catabolic process. Gene Ontology annotation, molecular function: 3-hydroxyisobutyryl-CoA hydrolase activity. Gene Ontology annotation, cellular component: mitochondrion. The coding region runs from base 64 to 1236 and encodes 390 amino acids. The record is from RefSeq and is a predicted model, not a curated record. Lineage: Eukaryota; Metazoa; Chordata; Lepidosauria; Squamata; Sphaerodactylidae.